CAAGCGUGCAUCAGGCGCUAGGACUCUUGACUGUGCACGAGAGACACUCGCGGGCAUCCAUGUGAUGUGACUGCUGCUCGUAUCGCGAACGUGCGUCCUUUGUUACAACAUCUAUCCAUUACAACAUCCAUCCAGAGACAACCACAACAAGUCGGGCAACUGGGGCUCAGGGAGCCAAUGUAGCCUGCAGGCUGUGGCUAGUGCUGCUUGCUACUGAAGCACGAGUGUCCACUGUGUCCUUAUCGCAGCCUGUCUCUUUCUGCAAGCAUUUUGUCCGCCUUCAUCCGAAAUGGGCGACCAGUCGGAGACCAGUACAAGCGGAGCGGCCACCAAGAUGCGAAAGCUGUCGCUCGAGGAUCAGGGCACUGGAAGCAUGAGUCGCUCGCAACAACACGAGGGCCGGCAACACCUGAAUACGCUUUCUCAGCUUUUUGAAGCCGAUCAGAACGACCAUCGCGGCAGGAUGCUCAAGAAACUGCAUGACUUGGGCUUCCCUCCCGCACUCAUCCACCUCGUUCCCAGGUACUGGUCGCGCGGGCAUUCAGAACGCUACAAUGACGUCAAGGAGAAACGAUCGAGCGUGGCUGUUCACGUCGCAGUGGCACAGGAGAACGAGUGGUUUCGCACGAUGCUUGCUUCUGGUCUCUCAGAGGCACAAGCGUUACAGGAAGGCAAGCCGGUAUAUGUGGAGCUGGACACCAAUUUCUUGAUCUUGGAAGCUUUCGCAAAGUACCUUUAUGUCGGUAAUGUCCGCACAGUUGUGGAGCCUGCGCGCACUUUGGUCGGUGGUCUUGCUGGCCUCUUUGGGCUCGCACGUCAGGUGUGUGGAGCUCUUGAAACGGCCGCUCUCCCUCGCGUUCGACGUGCUCACGCGAUAACCGGCCUUGUUUAUCACCACGUGAAGGUGCUCGAUACCAAUCUAGCGCAAGCAGCACUCGACGCCUAUGCGGAACACAUCGAUCGCAAGCCAAUGCUCUCACAAUUGGCGGACCCUCUGGUUGUCCAGCAUCGCGAGCUAGCCUUCGUCGCUUUGAGAGCAGCUUUCAUGGUAAGCAAUUCGUGGGGACCAGCGUCGAGCCUGGCUGAUGGCUUGCCUUGCGCUACAGGAUCGCCAUUCCAGAACGUCGUUCGGCGGCCUAGCCGAGCAAGUAGUCAGUGCCAGAAGCACGGAUGGACCUGCUGCAAGGUCCGCAAUCUGGAAGCCUGUCGAAGACUUUUUGGAGACUGCGUGGUCUGCCAUAGAUGACAAAGACUCACCUCAAGGUCUGGUCCUGCAAGCAAUGCUGAAGAUGUCCCUGACGUGUCUGCUUCACGACAGUCCGUCAUCCGUACUCAAUCGCUGCAGUGCAGCAGACGGCCUACACACCUGGGUGCGUUCCGGCAACAACCACAGCUACGGCUCGUCGAGCAGCCUGACGUGCGAGAAGUGCCGUUCGAGCAUCGAUGCAAGAGAGC
This is a messenger RNA of Ceraceosorus guamensis, 1455 nucleotides long. RefSeq lists its product as hypothetical. The record is from RefSeq and is a predicted model, not a curated record. The transcript has 4 exons. NCBI's taxonomy places the organism in Eukaryota, Fungi, Basidiomycota, Exobasidiomycetes, Ceraceosorales, Ceraceosoraceae. Bases 290 to 1246 code for a protein of 318 amino acids.